AUGGUAGCCACAAAGCACUGUGCUGUCUUCACGUCCACUGACUUAUUUAACAGGCAGCUCAAAACUCAGCAGAAACCGGAGGAGGCUGCUCCACUGUACAGAUGGUUUCGAUUCAGUAACUGGAGCGAUCUCACACAACCCACCGCCCCGUGCCCCGCGCCCCACGGCCCCCGCCAGUGGACCCGGACCCGCCGCCUGUCCAUCUUCAACCAUACGCGCAAGCGCAAACGCAGAGGCGCGGAGCCCCGCCCCCGGAGCCAUCCCGAGGCAACCUGGGAAGUGGAGUUACCCGCGGGAGGCGCGCCCAGCUCCCGGCGAUCACGUGACAAGCGGACCAAUCGGUACUGCAUCCCGGCCAGCCCGGGUAGCGGCACCUACACCCGGCACGGCUACAUCUUCUCGUCGCUUGCCGGCUCCCUGACAAAGAGCAGCGAGAACGGCGCGCUUCCUGUGAUAUCUGUGACAAGAGAAACAGAGUCCCAGUUACUGCCAGAUGUGGGAGCUAUUGUAACCUGCAAGGUCUCUAGCAUCAACUCACGCUUUGCCAAAGUACACAUUCUAUACGUGGGGUCCACACCACUUAAGAACUCUUUCCGAGGAACUAUCCGCAAGGAAGAUGUCCGAGCAACUGAAAAAGACAAGGUUGAAAUUUAUAAGAGUUUCCGCCCUGGUGACAUUGUCUUGGCCAAAGUGAUCUCCCUUGGGGACGCACAGUCAAACUACCUGCUGACCACUGCCGAGAACGAGCUGGGCGUGGUGGUGGCCCACAGUGAGUCAGGCGUCCAGAUGGUGCCCAUCAGUUGGUGUGAGAUGCAGUGCCCUAAGACCCACACUAAAGAACUCCGGAAAGUGGCCCGAGUACAGCCUGAAUUCUUACAGACCUAAGAUGCCAAACUUUACCCCAUAGAGGGGGCAAGCUGUUUCCAAAGGCACAAAUAAGAAAAUGACAUCAGGGUGCCAUCGUCUUUAUUCACACACCUGGGACCAGCCAGAGCUCACCUUCAGAAAAACCUGCCAGAAUCUUACUACAGAUGGGACAUUUUUCUUGUGAACCUUUUAGUGGAUUUCCUUCUCUUGAACGAUGAAACUCUUCUUUUGGAGGCAGUAGCAAACAAAA
Molecule: messenger RNA, 1117 nt
Organism: Tupaia belangeri chinensis (Chinese tree shrew)
Lineage: Eukaryota; Metazoa; Chordata; Mammalia; Scandentia; Tupaiidae
Product: exosome complex component CSL4
Exons: 10
Coding region: 1-885 (294 amino acids)
Biological process (GO): RNA processing
Cellular component (GO): cytoplasm; nuclear exosome (RNase complex)
Molecular function (GO): RNA binding
Source: RefSeq, a predicted model, not a curated record